Messenger RNA from Eublepharis macularius, 1029 nucleotides. Its product is annotated as olfactory receptor 13H1-like. Lineage: Eukaryota; Metazoa; Chordata; Lepidosauria; Squamata; Eublepharidae. Gene Ontology annotation, cellular component: membrane. The record is from RefSeq and is a predicted model, not a curated record. The annotation marks the transcript as partial. Gene Ontology annotation, molecular function: olfactory receptor activity; G protein-coupled receptor activity. The transcript has 4 exons. Gene Ontology annotation, biological process: G protein-coupled receptor signaling pathway.
AUGGCAUAUGAGAGUGUUACGCGUAACGGUACAGGGUUUGCCCUCAGAGCCAAAGCCAAGGGUUCCAUGGCAAUGGUGAACAAAAGAGAUAUGGAAUAUUGGGAUAACGCAACCACAGUGACCGAGUUUGUGCUCGUGGGCCUCUCCAAACAGCCCCAAGUGCGUGCUGCCUUGUUUGUCCUCUUCUUGGUCAUGUAUGCAGUCGCCAUUGCUGGGAAUGGUCUCAUUGUGGUGCUAAUUGUGGUGGAUUCUCACCUCCACACCCCCAUGUAUUUCUUCCUCAGCAACCUCUCCUUCAUCGACAUCUCUUAUGUCACCACCACUGUCCCACAGAUGCUGGUGCACUGCUUCAAAGAGAAGCCCAUUAUACCUCUGGGCAACUGUUUUGCACAAAUGAACAUUGCUCUUUUUUUGGGAGUGGCAGAGUGCCUCUUACUGGCCGUCAUGGCUUAUGACCGCUUUGUGGCAAUAUGCAGCCCUCUACACUACAGUUUAAUCAUGAGCCGAAGGGUGUGCCUCAUGUUGGCAGUCGGCCUGUGCAUCAUCUCUUUCCUCCUGACCAUCGUACCCUAUCUAAGCAUGCCAGCAGCACGCUUGUGUGGCCGCAAUGUGGUGAAUCAUUUUACAUGUGAGCUCCAGGCAGUGCUGAAAUUGGCCUGCUCUGACACUCACACCAGUGGGCUUAGCAUGCUGAUCACAAGUGUGUUCACUCUUCUGUUCCCCUUUGCCUUCAUCCUGGUGACGUAUGGGCGCAUUGGUCUAGCUGUCCUGCGCAUCCGCUCAGCCCAGGGCCGGGGGAAAGCUUUGUCAACCUGUGGCUCUCAUUUGACUGUGGUGGGCAUUUUUUAUGGCACUGCCUUGGCUGCAUACCUGAAGCCUCAGGCCAAGACUUUCACAGAUACAGACAAAAUAGUGGCUGUUUUUUAUGCAGUCAUCGCUCCAAUGCUCAACCCCCUGAUCUACAGCCUGAGAAACAAGGAUGUGCAGGGAGCCUUAUGGAGGCUGAUAGGAGGAAAGCUUCCUUUGCCA